CCUUUUCUAUUUUUGAAGAGGCUGAACUCCAAGCUAUCUUCCACUACUUAAAUCCGUCAGUUUCGGCACGUAAAGCCAAUAUUACCCACACAACGGUUCGAGAAAAGAUCGUCGCCGCGUUUGAACAACACAAACAGACGGUGAUAGACGUCUUACGCAAGGCGCCUGGUCUUAUCCACAUGUCCUUCGACGGCUGGCGGUCCGGAAACCGACAUGCCUUGUAUGGUAUAUGUUGCUUCUACAGGGACGAAAACAACAAGCCUUGUAAGCUUACGCUAGGGCUUCCCGAAGUCAGCGCCAAGCACACAGGGCCAAACAUUGCCGCCGAAAUCCUCGACGUAAUUGAAUCGUACCAGAUCCAACACAAGAUUGGCUAUUUCACGCUCGAUAACGCGAAAAACAAUGACACCGCUAUGGAGAUUAUUGGUGCAGAGCUCGGCUUUGUGGGGUCCCGCAGGCGAGGGCGCUGUUUUGGGCAUACCUUGAACCUCUCCGCCAAAGCCAUUCUAUUUGGCCACGAUGCUGAUGCUUUUGAGCGGCGGAUAUCAGGGGGAGAACCUCUUACUGAAGCAGAACACUUGAUUUGGCGCAAGAAAGGGCCAGUAGGAAAAUUGCACAAUCUUGUGGUAGCUAUCCACAGGUCUGACUUGUUGACUGGCAUGCUUCGCAGCAUUCAACAAGAAGCAUUCGCCAAGUCGUCCGACCCCAAACUUAACGCCAGAAAGCCGUUGGAUGUGAUUUUAGACAACGAUACCAGAUGGCUGUCCCAAUUAUACAUGAUACGACGAGCUCUACUCCUGCGCGACUAUAUCGAGCGACUUAUUGCCCACUAUCGAAUCGAAUUCGAGCAACAACACAAGACUAAGAGGGGUGGCCCUAGGAAGUCACUCACAUUGCCCUUUAUUUGCCAGCCCGAGAACCAGCUAUCCGACAAGGACUGGGAGGUGAUGGAGAUAUUUGCGCAAGUCCUUACUUACUACGAAGCCACGAUCAAAAUGCUCGAAGGCGACGGCCAGAUCCGCAAGCGGAAGCGUGGGUGGACUGGGUCAUAUGGCAAUAUUUGGGACGUUGUCCAAGGCUUUGAAUUCCUCCUCGAGCAGCUUGAGCGCUUCAAGGAUAUGGCGAAGGAUUUCCCUGAUCCUGAACACUUCAGCAUCAACAUCAAUUUGGGCUGGCAGAAGUUGAAUGAAUACUACGGGACGUUGAGUGAGACGCCGAUAUACUACACUGGCUUGGCGCUCCAUCCGGCAUACCGAUGGAAAUGGUUUGAACGCAAUUGGGCUGACCGCCCUGAAUGGGUUGACGAGGCGAAAAGAAUUGUCCACGAUGUCUGGCGCUUUGAGUAUAGACAGGCCACCUUGCCUGGAGAAGAGCCAUCAGCUGCUGAGCCGGCUCUUAAGCAGCGGAAGACUUCGGACAAUCCGUUCCAGGAAUAUCUUAAACGAAACCGCUUCACGUCGCCAGAUGCAGGUCAAGAUGGCGUCACGCCGGUCGAGGACGAAUAUCUCCAUUGGAUUACGUACUGCGAAAGCGGCGAUGGCUCCGUCGACGAUCCUCUGGCUUACUGGCACGAGAAGCGCUGCAAGUAUCCAAACCUAUCGCGAAUGGCGCUUGAUUAUCUCACGAUACAACCAAUGUCUGCUGAGUGUGAGCGUCUUUUCUCGGCAGCAGGUCGGAUGGUGAGCCCUCUGCGCCACCAACUUGAAGCCCAGAUUAUCGGGAUGUGCCAGGUAUUGCGCUCAUGGCUGAGGGCGGGCAUUAUUCACGACUUAGAUCCCUUCUUUAUUUCGGUAAACGAAGAACAAGUCGAUAACGAAUUGGCUCAGAUGUCUGGGCAAGAGCUCGAGGCAUGGGCAACAAAGUGGCUUACUCAGAUUACGAGCGUUCAAGAGGAGAUGGAAGCUAGUUGGAGAUAA
Daldinia childiae is the source of this 1916-nucleotide messenger RNA. RefSeq names its product restless-like transposase. NCBI's taxonomy places the organism in Eukaryota, Fungi, Ascomycota, Sordariomycetes, Xylariales, Hypoxylaceae. The record is from RefSeq and is a predicted model, not a curated record. The transcript has a single exon. The annotation marks the transcript as partial. Gene Ontology annotation, molecular function: protein dimerization activity.